Messenger RNA from Lodderomyces beijingensis, 1332 nucleotides. NCBI's taxonomy places the organism in Eukaryota, Fungi, Ascomycota, Pichiomycetes, Serinales, Debaryomycetaceae. The record is from the annotation of a GenBank genome assembly.
AUGCCGAUUUCAAAUUCCAUAAGGUCACGGUUUGGCAAUAACCUCGAGUCCCACCAGGUUGACGAAGAUUACACCAUACUGCUGUCAAGACAAGCAUCACAACGCACAAACCUGGAGACGCAACUACUACUACUGCUGCUGCAGGACCAACCUCGUCCGGUGCCGGAAGAGCCGAAUUAUCCUGGGUAUACCCGAGGCACCAUAGAAGCCAUGGACCCGCUUGACCAACUCGACGAUUAUCAAGACCCAGUGCAACUACCCACGUACGAGCUAUCGCAACGUUUGCAUCUGCGCCUGGGGCUGGGCGAGACGGAAGAAACCCAUGCAAACACCGAAGCCAGGUCCUUGGGGAUUCACAUAUAUACUCCAAUACCUUCGUUGCCCAUUCCAAGAGUUACCCCGAUGAUGCAGCUGAACUCUUCGGAUUCAUCCAUGUCGCCAACACCCACGUAUCCACAUCCGCAUCCUUCGUUAAACCACACACCUGAGCUCACCUCCGCCACUGGCAACAACAACAACAGCAACAAUACAAUUUCUUCGCUUGCUACAACGUCACGAGCAAAUAAGCUCCAACAAUCAUCAAUCAAGAAACUAGGACUCAAAUUCCUCAACGCCAGACAGCAUUUCCUUCUUGCAUGUUGCCGGGACGUCUCGCUAAUCCCGCCAUUAUUUUGCUUAUUCCAAUCUUGGAAACGAAUCCAUUUCGACCACGAAAACGCCUUGGCCAACCACAAGAUUACCACAGCAAGAGGCUUGGAACAUUUCCUUACUGGCGUGUGGUGUAUUGUCAGCGCAUAUUUGUCGUACUCGAUUCUAGACUCGCUCCUCGUGCGCUGGAUUGUGACUUACUCUACAUCAGCUGCGAUUGUGCGUGUGCUUUCAAUGUCGACGAUUAUGAUUACACUUGAACUAUAUUUUGUCAAUGCUUUUAGCGCCGAGGGUUACAAAUACGGUUUACAUAUUUGGAUCUUGAUUAGCUGUUUGUUGACCUUGACUUUUAUUGUUCAGAAUUUCGUCACCCUGAAUUUAUCUUUGGAGCAUUAUCAACAACAGCAACAGCAACAGCAACAGCAGCACCACCAGCAUCAGGAUACAUUUAGCGCUGUUCGAGUUGGCGAACACGGACAUAGUUCAGCAGGAGAUGUAGUCCGAGAGGAACGAAAGAUGAGACGCAAGUCGAUCAAACCACGUCGAUUUUUCGAUUUUUACAACAUUGUCGUCUUUGCUGUUGUUCCUGUUGGGCUAGCAAGUUUCAUCACUAUGAUUGGGUUGCUUCGGUCCUUGUUGAUUUUGAGAAUCGAUGUCGAUCAAGCCUUGACUACCGUUUCCUAA